AUGUCCGCAAAAUCGAAGAAAAUUGUCGUCGUUGGAGACUCGAUUUGCGGAAAAAACGCUUUAAUCAUCACCUUUAUGACGAAUGAAUUCCCAAAAACUUGGGUUCCGACAGUCAUCGAAAACUAUUCAAAAACGAUUACCAUUGAUGAGAAACAGAUUGAGCUUAAUAUCGUAGCAACAAACGGAAUUGAAGAUUAUGAUCCGAUGAAAAAUGAGGGAGUUGGGGAAGUUUUUGAGACGCUUGCAAGGGCUUCUUUGCCAAAAAAGAAAAAGAAGAACAAGUGCCGGAUAAUU
This is a messenger RNA of Mesorhabditis belari, 294 nucleotides long. Lineage: Eukaryota; Metazoa; Nematoda; Chromadorea; Rhabditida; Rhabditidae. The record is from the annotation of a GenBank genome assembly.